AUGGUUGGAGUGGUCAAUUGUACAAUCCAAAAUUCUGUUAGUGAACUAGAAUCAAUUAUGAAACUGCAUCAGACUUUGAUAAGCAUCAGGGGGGCUGCAAUAGAUUGUCUUAAUGAGGCUGGAUAUAGUACAUCAAUUAGAACAAAACAUCUGGAUUGGAUUAAUCCAACUGCGACUACAUCAAGUAAAAAGAUCACAAAUCUAAAAAUCCUUAAAGAAUUAAGUUCAUAA
Messenger RNA from Entrophospora sp. SA101, 231 nucleotides. The record is from the annotation of a GenBank genome assembly. NCBI's taxonomy places the organism in Eukaryota, Fungi, Glomeromycota, Glomeromycetes, Entrophosporales, Entrophosporaceae.